Molecule: messenger RNA, 2012 nt
Organism: Calypte anna (Anna's hummingbird)
Lineage: Eukaryota; Metazoa; Chordata; Aves; Apodiformes; Trochilidae
Product: fatty acyl-CoA hydrolase precursor, medium chain-like
Exons: 13
Coding region: 13-1704 (563 amino acids)
Source: RefSeq, a predicted model, not a curated record
GGGAGAGAAAAAAUGGCUCCUCAAAGACAGAUAACUUUUCUUUGUACCUUGUUUUGUACUAUAGCAUUCAUCACUAAUGGAGCAGAAGGACAGACUGAUGCUGAGCCAGAAGUGACUAUCACCCUUGGACGGCUGAAAGGGAGACAGACAGAUGUGAAGGGGACAGACAGACGUGUAAAUGCCUUCCUUGGGAUUCCUUUUGCAAAACCACCUCUUGGAUCCUUGAGGUUUUCCCCACCUGAACCACCUGAACCAUGGAAUGAUCUGAGAGAUGCAACUUCUUACCCACCACUAUGUCCUCAAGAUCUGUCAAUGUUGAAAACAGCUGAGAAAACCUUCAAAGAAAAACACCUUCCAUUCCAAACUUCUGAGGACUGUUUGUAUCUGAACGUUUACAGCCCUGCUGGUGCAAACAAGAAAGACAAAUUACCUGUAAUGGUGUGGAUCCAUGGAGGCAAUUUUAUAUUUGGUGGUGCUGCUAGGUAUGAUGGUUCUGCACUAUCAGCCUAUGAGAAUAUUGUGGUAGUAAUAAUUCAGUACAGACUUGGACUCCUUGGAUUCUUCAAUACUGGUGAUGAACAUGCUCGUGGAAAUUGGGGAUUUUUGGAUCAAGUAGCAGCUCUUCAGUGGAUCCAAGAUAAUAUUGAACACUUUGGUGGAGAUCCAGGAUCUGUCACACUCUUUGGUGUAUCUGCAGGAUCUUGCUCCAUUUUUGCACAUGUUUUAUCCCCUUUGUCUAGGGGUCUCUUUCAUAAAGCAAUAUCAGAGAGUGGGAUUCUUCUACCCCCUGAUAAAGAUUUACAUCUUUCAACAGAUCUUAAGAAAAUUGCAAGUAUAUUUGAGUGUGAGAUGAGCACUUCACUCUCACUGAUAAACUGCUUAAGGAACCAGGACACAAAGGAUAUUGUCUCUAAAAGUAUGGGAAACCCACUUCUACCCUUAGUUCUGGAUGGCGUCUUUCUUCAUAAGGCACCUGAAGAGAUAUUGGCUGGAAAAGAAUUUAAUGCAGUCCCAUAUAUGAUAGGAGUCACCAACAAUGAAUUUGGCUGGAAUAUUAGAGAUACAUUGGACGUUCCAGGUUUAAAGGAAAUAGGAGAUAGAAAAUCAAUCAUUUCAACAAUAGAGUUUUUCCUACCAAUGCUGUACAUACCAUCAGAGGUUUUGCCUCUUGUAAUUGAUAAAUAUCUAGGAAACACAGAUGAUCCUGCUGAGCUACGGGAUGGAUUUCUGGACUUGUUAGGGGAUGUAGGAGUUGUCGUGCCAUCCAUUAAAGUAUUGGAUUAUCUCAGGGAAUCUGGAGCUCCUGCCUACUUCUUUGAGUAUCAGCAUCGACCCACUUCAUAUCGGGACAGUAAACCAGACUAUGUGAAAGCUGAUCAUGGAGAUGAAGUUGGCUUUGUCUUUGGGGGACCAUUCCUGGCUGGUGAUAUUCAGCUACGUAGUGAAGCUACAGAGGAAGAAAAGAUUCUUAGUAAAACUCUAAUGAAGUACUGGGCUAACUUUGCACGGAAUGGAAAUCCUAAUGGGGAAGGUUUGGUUUACUGGCCAUCUUAUAACCUGAAUGAAGAAUAUUUAGAGAUUAAUCUAAAACAAAAGAAAGCCAGAAAGUUGAAAGAAGAGAAGAUAGAUCUCUGGAGAAAGGUGAUAUUUGAAAAAACAAGUAACAAAAGAAUGGAAAAACGGAACAUUAAUUCAGAGCUAUAAUUUACAGUCAAAGCAUACCCAUAAUAGGCAAACUAUUAGGAUAAUAAAAUAAAUCGCCUAAAAUAAUUUUGAGGAUAAAAUAACAUUUCCCUUUUCACCUUUUCUUUGCAGUUUUCAUACUUGUAAUAAUUGUCUAUAAUAAUUCCCACUGUUCUUUUCUCCUUUGUGAUUCCUGUCUACAACAGAAGGAUUGCUUAUUAUGUACCAAAUUUCCCCACUGCUCAGGUUUUUUUGUCACUUCUCCAUGACUGGAGACAGAUCAUAGCAGCAAUAUUGUUUAAUAAAGUGAAAUCAAUAAAGACUUGAUC